Messenger RNA from Triticum dicoccoides, 1182 nucleotides. RefSeq names its product tuliposide A-converting enzyme 1, chloroplastic-like. The transcript has a single exon. NCBI's taxonomy places the organism in Eukaryota, Viridiplantae, Streptophyta, Magnoliopsida, Poales, Poaceae. The coding region runs from base 89 to 1063 and encodes 324 amino acids. Gene Ontology annotation, molecular function: hydrolase activity. The record is from RefSeq and is a predicted model, not a curated record.
AAGUUGCUGAACCACUCAUCCGCCAACAACUUGGGCUUCAACAAACAAUCCACCGGCGGCACCGCGGACAGAGAGCUCCCGCCGACCCAUGGCAGGCUCCGGCGCCAGCGACGACGAGGUCGUCCUGGAGAUCGAGCACUGCAUCCGCGUAUUCAAGAGCGGCCGCGUGGAGCGCUACUUCGGCUCCGACCCCGUCCCGGCCUCUACCGACGCCGGCACCGGCGUCGCCUCGAAAGACCGCACAAUCUCCCCCGACGUGGCCGUCCGCCUCUACCUCCCGCCCCUCGCCACGGAGGGCGUCGACGGGAAGAAGCUACCCGUCCUCGUCUACUUCCACGGCGGCGGUUUCGUCCUCCACACCGCCUUCAACGCCGUCUUCCACGCGUACCUCUCCUCCCUCGCCGCGCGCGCCCGGGCCAUCGUCGUCUCCGUCGACUACCGCCUCGCGCCCGAGCACCCCCUCCCCGCCGCCUACGACGACUCCUGGCAAGCCCUACGCUGGGUGGCGUCCCACGCCCCCGGCGGCGCCGGCGAGGAGCCCUGGCUCGCCGACCACGGCGACUUCUCCCGCCUGUCCCUCGGCGGCGAGAGCGCGGGCGCCAACAUCGCACACCACCUGGCGAUGCGCGCCGGCGCCGAGGGCCUGCCCCGCGGCGCGACCAUCAGCGGCGGCAUCGUGCUGGUCCACCCCUACUUCCUGGGCCACGGCAAGGUGCCCUCCGAGGACAGCGACCCCGUGAUGGCCGAGAACGUGGUGAAGAUGUGGCGCGUGGUGUGCCCCCAGACCACGGGCGUCGACGACCCGUGGAUCAACCCGCUGGCCGCCGGCGCGCCGACGAUGCGCGGGCUGGCGUGCCGGCGCGCGCUCGUGUGCCUCGCGGAGACGGACGUGGUCCGCGACCGCGGCCGCGCGUACUGCGAUGGGCUCAAGGCGAGCGGGUGGGCUGGGGAGGUGGAGCUGCUCGAGGUGGCCGGGCAGGGCCACUGCUUCCAUCUCGUCGACUUCACCUGCGACGAUGCCGUCAGGCAGGACGACGCCAUUGCCAGGUUCCUGAAUCUGUAGAACAAUAUCUCGCGGACACGGGCAUUUUCAGACCGCAUGUUGUCUGAACUUGUGUAUUUUUGUUGUUGAUGCAUCUGGGGAAGAAGAUUGAUCGCGAUGAUAUACAGCGUUACCUGAUU